This is a messenger RNA of Alligator sinensis (Chinese alligator), 4599 nucleotides long. Its product is annotated as kalirin. Lineage: Eukaryota; Metazoa; Chordata; Crocodylia; Alligatoridae. Gene Ontology annotation, cellular component: cytoplasm. The transcript has 30 exons. Gene Ontology annotation, molecular function: guanyl-nucleotide exchange factor activity; protein binding. The annotation marks the transcript as partial. The record is from RefSeq and is a predicted model, not a curated record.
UUUGCAGGGUCUUUUCGAAACGAUGGCUUAAAAGCGGCUGAUGUCCUUCCCAUCCUGAAGGAGAAAGUGGCCUUUGUGUCAGGUGGCCGUGAUAAACGAGGUGGUCCCAUCCUGACCUUCCCAGCACGCAGCAAUCACGACAGAAUAAGGCAGGAAGACCUUCGGAAACUUGUGACUUAUUUGGCCAGUGUGCCAAGUGAAGAUGUCUGUAAACGAGGAUUCACCGUUAUCAUUGAUAUGCGGGGAUCCAAAUGGGACUUGAUCAAGCCUCUGCUGAAGACCCUUCAGGAAGCCUUUCCUGCUGAGAUUCAUGUUGCCCUGAUCAUCAAACCUGACAACUUCUGGCAGAAGCAGAAAACUAAUUUUGGCAGUUCCAAAUUCAUCUUUGAGACAAGUAUGGUUUCUGUUGAAGGCCUGGCAAAGCUUGUUGAUCCUUCCCAACUGACUGAUGAGUUCGAAGGAUCCUUGGACUACAAUCAUGAUGAGUGGAUAGAGCUGAGAGUCUCCUUGGAAGAGUUUUUCAACAGUGCCAUCCAUUUGUUAUCGAGGCUAGAGGACCUUCAGGAAAUGUUGGCUAGGAAAGAAUUUCCAGUUGAUGUUGAAGGGUCAAGGAGGCUGAUCGACGAGCAUACACAGCUCAAGAAAAAAGUGAUCAAAGCACCCGUGGAGGAACUGGAUCGAGAGGGCCAAAGGUUAUUACAAUGUAUAAGGUGCAGUGAUGGUUUUUCUGGUAGGAACUGCAUUCCUGGAAGUGCCGACUUCCAAAGUCUUGUGCCAAAGAUCACCAGCCUCUUGGACAAGUUGCAUUCUACUCGGCAGCAUUUGCACCAGAUGUGGCAUGUCCGCAAGCUGAAACUAGACCAGUGCUUUCAACUCCGACUCUUUGAGCAAGAUGCGGAGAAGAUGUUCGACUGGAUCAGCCACAACAAGGAGUUGUUCCUGCAGAGUCACACAGAGAUCGGAGUGAGCUACCAACACGCCCUCGACUUACAGACACAGCAUAAUCACUUUGCUAUGAAUUCCAUGAAUGCCUACGUCAACAUCAAUCGCAUCAUGUCAGUGGCAUCCAGGCUCUCAGAGGCAGGCCAUUAUGCUUCCCAGCAAAUUAAACAAAUCUCCACCCAGCUGGAUCAAGAAUGGAAGAGCUUCGCUGCAGCCCUGGAUGAGCGCAGCACCAUCCUCGCCAUGUCUGCUGUAUUUCACCAGAAGGCCGAGCAGUUCCUUUCAGGUGUGGAUGCCUGGUGUAAAAUGUGCAGUGAAGGAGGCCUCCCAUCAGAAAUGCAAGACCUGGAGUUGGCCAUCCAUCAUCAUCAGUCCCUCUAUGAACAGGUGACCCAGGCCUACACAGAGGUAAGCCAAGAUGGGAAGGCCUUGCUGGAUGUCCUGCAGCGUCCCCUGAGCCCUGGAAACUCUGAAUCCCUCACUGCCACAGCAAACUAUUCCAAAGCAGUCCACCAGGUUUUGGAUGUGGUACAUGAAGUCUUGCAUCACCAGCGGCGCCUAGAAAGCAUCUGGCAGCACAGAAAGGUCCGGUUGCAUCAAAGGCUGCAGCUCUGUGUUUUCCAGCAGGAUGUUCAACAGGUAUUGGACUGGAUUGAAAACCAUGGGGAAGCCUUUCUCAGUAAACACACUGGAGUGGGAAAAUCGCUACACAGGGCACGAGCCCUUCAGAAGAGACAUGAUGAUUUUGAAGAAGUCGCGCAGAACACGUACACCAAUGCAGACAAGCUCUUAGAGGCUGCAGAGCAGUUGGCUCAGACUGGGGAAUGUGAUCCUGAAGAGAUCUACAAAGCAGCCCGGCAUCUGGAAGUGCGGAUUCAGGACUUUGUCCGGAGAGUGGAACAAAGGAAACUUCUCUUGGACAUGUCUGUCUCCUUCCAUACCCACACCAAAGAGCUGUGGACAUGGAUGGAAGAUCUGCAGAAGGAGCUCUUAGAGGAUGUCUGUGCUGAUUCAGUGGAUGCCGUUCAGGAGCUUAUCAAGCAGUUCCAGCAGCAACAGACAGCUACCCUGGAUGCUACUCUCAACGUUAUUAAGGAAGGGGAAGAUCUAAUCCAGCAGCUCAGGGACUCAGCGGUUUCCAACAAUAAGACUCCACACAAUAGCUCCAUCAGCCACAUUGAAUCUGUCCUUCAGCAGCUCGACGAGGCCCAGGUACAGAUGGAAGAGCUUUUCCAUGAGAGGAAAAUUAAGCUAGACAUUUUCCUUCAGCUCCGGAUCUUUGAGCAGUACACCAUCGAGGUAACGGCAGAGUUAGAUGCCUGGAAUGAAGAUUUGCUGAGGCAAAUGAAUGAUUUCAAUACUGAGGAUCUCACUCUGGCUGAGCAGCGCUUGCAGCGCCACACGGAGCGGAAGCUGGCCAUGAACAACAUGACCUUCGAGGUCAUCCAGCAAGGGCAAGAUUUACAUCAGUACAUCAUGGAAGUCCAGGCUUCAGGCAUCGAGCUGAUUUGCGAAAAGGACAUUGAUCUUGCAACGCAAGUGCAAGAGCUGCUGGAGUUCCUCCACGAGAAACAGCAUGAGCUAGAGCUUAACGCCGAUCAGACUCACAAGCGGCUGGAACAGUGCCUGCAGCUUCGACACCUACAGGCGGAGGUCAAGCAGGUGCUAGGCUGGAUUCGGAACGGGGAGUCGAUGCUCAAUGCCAGCCUCGUCAAUGCAAGCUCCCUCUCAGAAGCUGAGCAACUCCAGCGAGAACAUGAGCAAUUCCAGCUGGCCAUAGAGAAGACGCACCAGAGCGCCCUGCAGGUACAGCAGAAAGCUGAAGUGCUGCUACAGGCUGGACACUACGAUGCAGAUGCUAUCCGGGAGUGUGCUGAAAAAGUGGCACUACAUUGGCAACAGCUGAUGCUGAAGAUGGAGGACAGGCUCAAGCUCGUCAACGCAUCGGUUGCUUUUUAUAAAACCUCCGAGCAGGUCUGCAGCGUCCUGGAGAGCCUGGAGCAGGAGUACAGACGGGACGAAGACUGGUGCGGCGGCCGGGAUAAACUGGGGCCGGCAGCUGAGAUUGACCACGUCAUCCCGCUGAUCAGCAAACAUCUGGAACAGAAGGAAGCUUUUCUCAAGGCCUGCACAUUAGCACGAAGAAACGCUGAAGUAUUCCUCAAGUACAUUCACAGAAACAACGUCAGCAUGCCUGGAGUAGCAAGCCAUACCAGGGGGCCUGAGCAGCAAGUGAAAGCUAUUCUCAGCGAGCUGUUGCAGAGAGAGAACCGGGUUCUUCAUUUCUGGACCUUGAAGAAACGGAGAUUAGAUCAGUGCCAACAAUAUGUGGUCUUUGAGCGCAGUGCCAAGCAGGCCUUAGACUGGAUCCAAGAAACAGGCGAGUAUUACCUCUCCACCCACAACUCCACAGGGGACUCAGCAGAAGAAACUCAGGAACUCCUUAAAGAAUAUGGGGAAUUCAGAGUACCCGCCAAGCAAACCAAGGAGAAAGUGAAGCUUCUCAUCCAGCUGGCUGACAGUUUUGUAGAAAAAGGACAUAUACACGCCACUGAAAUCAGGAAAUGGGUCACCACGGUUGAUAAACACUAUCGAGACUUCUCUCUGAGGAUGGGAAAAUACCGCUACUCAUUGGAGAAAGCCCUUGGAAUUAAUACAGAGGAUAACAAGGACCUGGAACUGGACAUCAUUCCAGCUAGUCUUUCAGACCGGGAGGUGAAGCUGCGAGAUGCUAAUCAUGAGGUUAAUGAAGAAAAAAGGAAGUCAGCCCGAAAGAAAGAAUUCAUUAUGGCUGAACUGCUUCAGACAGAAAAAGCUUAUGUCAGGGACUUACAUGAAUGCUUAGAGACCUACCUUUGGGAGAUGACCAGUGGAGUAGAGGAGAUACCCCCUGGGAUACUUAAUAAAGAACAUAUAAUCUUUGGCAACAUUCAGGAGAUCUAUGACUUUCAUAACAACAUUUUCCUGAAAGAACUAGAGAAAUAUGAACAACUGCCUGAAGACGUGGGCCACUGCUUCGUCACCUGGGCAGAUAAAUUUCAGAUGUAUGUCACCUACUGCAAAAACAAGCCUGAUUCGAGCCAGCUCAUCCUGGAACAUGCCGGGACUUUCUUUGAUGAAAUUCAGCAAAGGCAUGGUCUAGCCAACUCCAUCUCCUCCUAUUUAAUCAAGCCUGUCCAGAGGAUCACCAAAUACCAGCUUUUACUGAAGGAGCUGUUAACAUGCUGUGAAGAAGGCAAAGGGGAACUCAAAGAUGGCCUAGAAGUAAUGCUUAGCGUCCCUAAGAAAGCCAAUGAUGCCAUGCAUGUCAGCAUGCUGGAAGGAUUUGAUGAGAACCUGGAUGUUCAGGGAGAGCUGAUUCUGCAGGAUUCCUUCCAGGUGUGGGACCCCAAGUCUCUCAUUCGGAAAGGCCGGGAGAGGCACUUGUUCCUCUUUGAAAUCUCGUUGGUUUUUAGCAAGGAGAUCAAAGAUUCAUCAGGACACACAAAAUAUGUUUACAAGAACAAAUUACUGACCUCAGAACUGGGAGUGACAGAGCAUGUUGAAGGAGAUCCCUGUAAGUUUGCCUUGUGGUCUGGGCGGACACCAUCUUCAGACAAUAAAACAGUGUUGAAGGUAAGUCUUUUGGGCUUGGUUUAUUUGCCUGCAAAGCAUUAA